UUUAAGAAUUAUAAAAACAUUAGGUAAUUUUUGGUAGCACUGUGAAUUUAUUGAUAAUAUCAUAGUUACCAUAAUCAUUAUGACUCCGAAAAAUGUAAACAAAGCAAUAAUUGUUUGUAUUUUAGUAUUAAUUCAUUUUUAUUUUAUUAAUUUGAAAUGAAAUAAUAUCAUAAAUUAUAAUGAUCUCAAUGGAAAAUAAGUAAUACAUUAAAUAUAACAUACGUGGGUCCUUAUUUAUUGAGCUAAAAAAUUAUGGCUCGUAUGCCAAAAGAACAAGGGGAAAUAUUAAAAAAUGAAGAAGUACUACAAAUGAAGUAUGAGGAAAAUAACAAAAUAACAAAAAAAUUUAUGGAUGAAAUCAAUGAAAUGAAAAGUAAGAUAGAUGAUUAUGAUAAGCAUAGUACACCAGAUGUUAAACACAAACCAAAACCAAUUAGAUCUUCAGAAUUUAAUACAUUUAUGAAAAUUAUUGAUACUGGUGAUACUAUUGAAGAAUUUAAGACUGUUUCAAGUAAAGAAAUAACUAUCAAAAAUUAUGUGUUACAAAAAGAAAUUGAUCGUUUAAACAACGAACUAGUAAAAAAAGAUGAUCUAAAUGAUCAUUUACAAGAAGAAAAUAAAAAACUGACUGAAGAAAAAGACAAAUACGUUCAUCAAGUAUCAUUGCUCAAAGAGAAAAUAAGAAAACACGAUAGAGAAGUUGAAAAUUUAACUGGAACAUUGAAAACUAGAGAUUCUGAGGUAAACAGAAUACUAAAAGAAAUAGGAUGUUUAGAGAGAAAAUUUAAACACGAACAAAUCAUACAUGAAAAACAAAGAUCAAUUUUUAUAAAAUCCUCAGAUGAAAACAAACAGCUGAAAGAAACUGUAAAAAAGCUGGAAGCUGCACAUAAAGAAGCUGAAGAAAAAUUUACAAAAGCAUUAUCUAAGAACGAUGAUAUCUUGGCAAAAUGUGUUAGGGAAAAAGAUGUACUAAUUACAGGAUUUAGAAAACAAUUGGAAUUAAUAGAUUCACUGAAGAGACAAAAUGUAAGAACUAAGUUACAAGAAGAAAUAAAUAUUUUAGAAAAUGAAUUUAGUAAACUUUUAGAAGGUAAAUAAAAUUAUUUAUUAGAUAGGUAUCAACAAUUU
Messenger RNA from Myzus persicae (green peach aphid), 1131 nucleotides. RefSeq names its product testis-expressed protein 9-like. The transcript has a single exon. The record is from RefSeq and is a predicted model, not a curated record. Lineage: Eukaryota; Metazoa; Arthropoda; Insecta; Hemiptera; Aphididae. The coding region runs from base 253 to 1101 and encodes 282 amino acids.